Malassezia restricta is the source of this 336-nucleotide messenger RNA. Its product is annotated as large subunit ribosomal protein LP2. Gene Ontology annotation, biological process: cytoplasmic translational elongation; translation. The transcript has a single exon. The record is from RefSeq and is a predicted model, not a curated record. Lineage: Eukaryota; Fungi; Basidiomycota; Malasseziomycetes; Malasseziales; Malasseziaceae. Gene Ontology annotation, molecular function: structural constituent of ribosome. Gene Ontology annotation, cellular component: ribosome; cytosolic large ribosomal subunit. The coding region runs from base 1 to 336 and encodes 111 amino acids.
AUGAAGCACAUUGCCGCCUACAUGCUGCUCUCGCUCGGUAAGGAGGAGAAGCCUACCGCCGACGACGUGACCAAGCUCCUCAGCACGGUCGGUAUUGAGGCCGACGGUGAGCGCCUCGAGAAGCUCGUGGCUGAGCUCGCCGAGAAGGACCUCGCCGCCCUGAUCUCGGAGGGUAAGGAGAAGCUCGCCUCGGUGCCUUCGGCUGGUGCCGUGGCUGCCGCUCCUGCUGCGGGUGGUGCUGCCGCCGGUGGCGCCGCCGAGGAGGCCAAGGAGGAGAAGAAGGAGGAGCCCAAGGAGGAGUCGGACGACGACAUGGGCUUCGGUCUCUUUGACUAA